AUGGUGGAUAGAGCAUUGAUUACUCCUUUGAACGACGAUGCAGACAUGUUGAAUGAAAAGAUCAUCAGUAUGUUUCCUGGUGAAGAAAUUUCAUUUUACUCAUUUGACUCUGUUGAAGAUGACAUCCGAAAUCUGUACCAGCCUGAGUUUUUAAAUUCAAUAACCGCAAGCGGUUUACCGCCGCACAGGUUAACUCUAAAAACAGGUGCUCUAAUCAUGCUCUUGAGAAAUAUAGACCCAAAAUUAGGGUUGUGUAAUGGUACUAGAUUGUUAUGUCGUGGUUCCUACCAGAAUUUGAUUGAUGCAGAAAUUAUGACAGGCGAGUUUGUUGGGUCUAGAGUUUUUCUGUCAAGAAUUCCUUUGCAAAGUGCAGAAAAUGCGGGACUACUGUUUCAACUUACAAGAAAGCAAUUUCCAGUCAAGUUGAGCUUUGCUUUGACCAUAAAUAAAUCUCAAGGUCAAACCAUCCCACAUGUUGGAGUUUACCUCCCAGAUCAUGUUUUUAGUCAUGGACAAUUAUAUGUGGCAUUGUCGAGAGGAGUAUCAGAGUCUACCACAAAGGUGUUGGUUAAAAAAGGGUCCAUAGUUGGUGAAGAUGGCAUAUUUACUAAGAACGUCGUGUUUAAAGAAGUUUUGUUUCAUUAG
Molecule: messenger RNA, 645 nt
Organism: Fragaria vesca subsp. vesca
Lineage: Eukaryota; Viridiplantae; Streptophyta; Magnoliopsida; Rosales; Rosaceae
Product: ATP-dependent DNA helicase PIF1-like
Exons: 1
Coding region: 1-645 (214 amino acids)
Source: RefSeq, a predicted model, not a curated record